CACACACACACACACACACACACACACACACACACACACACACACACACACACACACACACUUCUACACACGAACACUCACACUCUGUAGGAAACCAACCAUAAGUAGACCACGAGGAGACCGGACCAGACAGGAGGAAGUAUUUUUGCUACCUGGACUCACGUACAGGACGCCCAGACUGUCCCUUGGAUCUAUCAACCAUGACAACGGCUGUCCCCUUCCUCCUCUCCUUAGUCCUAGUCCUCACCAACGGUCAGUAUUACUACCAGGGUCUCAUGGAUUAUCUGGAGAACAGAUUCCUUGCCAUUGAGGAUCGUAUGCUCAUAUGGCACGAGCAGUCGAACCGCUACAACACAGAGCUGCGGCACUUCAAGAAGCAGACUGCUGAGUUUAUAAAGGGACUAAACCAGGACCACGGGACCCUGCGCCAAGACCUGGAGGGGACAGGGGUACGAGUGGACCGCGUCGAGAGAGAGAUGGACUACAUCGAAACCCAAAACCCCGCUAAGCCCUGUGUGAACCAGGCAGACAGAAUGGUGGAUGUGGACCUGGAGGUGAAGGAGCGGGUGAAGGAGAGGAAGAGAGGGGGAGAGGAAGAUGGGUACUCCAGAGUCUUGGAUUGUGUAGACAUCAUCUCCAGCAUCAGAGCCAUGAAGAUCCUGAAGAGGAUGGGGAGCCCCAAGGGCAUGUGGACUAAAGACGCCAGGACCUCUAAGGUCUACGUCUUCAACGGCACGGCAGAGGACACCGUGUACCAGUUCAGCUCUGUUCUAGACUUCUCGUCCUCCCCAGGAGUGGCCCACAGCAGGCCUAUAAGACUGCCCUCUCUGUGGAGUGGCACCGGAUGUGCCGUCUACAAUGGCUAUGCCUACUACGUGAUGGAGGGGGCCGACGAGCUCCAGGUGAUUAAGUAUGACCUGGCGAAUGGCACAUUGGCAGACAGUGCUGUGUUCCCAGUGGAGGUGGCACACCAUAGACCCGUCUACAGCCUCAACCCAGAGACUGCUGUGGAUCUGGCUGCCGAUGAGGAAGGCCUCUGGGCCCUUUACACCACCAGGGAGAGUGAGUCCAUCAACCUGGCUAAGAUGGACCCUGACAGCCUGGAUAUCGAGCAGAUGUGGGAUACACAGUGUCCCCAGGAGAACGCGGAGGCAGCCUUCGUGGUCUGUGGGACGGUCUAUGUGGUCUACAACACUAGGGUGCCUAGUCGCUCUCGUGUUCAGUGUGUGUUUGACGUAAACGAUGCGGUGACCAAUGAGGAGGCUCCGCUACUGUAUUUCCCCAGGAGGUAUGGACUCCACGCCAGCCUAAAGUACAACCCUCAGGAGAAACAGAUCUAUGCCUGGGACGACGGCUACCUGAUCCUUUACAAACUGUCCAUGACGAGGAAGCUAAUGGUUUAAGUGGAUGGACUAGUGGGCAUUUUAGUCAAAUAACAUUUUAGUCCGAGAAACGGACGGAAAACAUUCUAACAUGAAGACUAUCACUGGAGACAUAUAUUUGUUUUUUGACACCACUCACCCCACUGUCCAUACUGUAUACAUUGUCUCGACAGGAAAAUGUACCUCUGUAUUGUUUUACUUGAAAUAAUGCAUUGAAUUACUGUACUGUAGGUGCGCGUUACCAAACAUUAUUGCUACCCCAGUUUGAUAUAAAGUUGAUGUUGAAUGGAGCUCUGAAUAAGAUUGGAAUCGUAAUAUGUCCGCAACAACUGGAUUUAUUCGGGGCAGAGAUCAGAAACCGUGUAUAAUUGAAUGCCUUGAUGGAAUGUAUGGCCCAGCUCUCCUCAAGAUUUAAUUUGGCUAUUUGCACUCCACUUGUUUUAGUUCAUCCAAUUUACUCUUCCCUGCUGCUUGCUCCCUUUGUUGUUCACUUUGACAUACGUAGUCGUGGAAGUGACAGUCUCCGGCUAAAGUUCAUCGGCACAAUCAGAUAAAAAUAUAAAGUCACAAAAACUUUACAGAGGAGAAAUCUUACUGUACAUGAAUAAAAAAUAUAUAAUAUUAUGUGUGCCACCGUAAUUCAUCAUACACGACCGUUCAAAAGUUUGGGGUCACUAAGAAAUGUCUUUGUUUUGGAAAGAAAAGCACAUUUUCUGUCCAUUAAAAUAACAUCAAAUUGAUCAGAAAA
Oncorhynchus gorbuscha (pink salmon) is the source of this 2130-nucleotide messenger RNA. RefSeq names its product olfactomedin-like 3a (gene olfml3a). Gene Ontology annotation, biological process: signal transduction. The record is from RefSeq and is a predicted model, not a curated record. Lineage: Eukaryota; Metazoa; Chordata; Actinopteri; Salmoniformes; Salmonidae. Bases 201 to 1403 code for a protein of 400 amino acids. The transcript has 3 exons.